Molecule: messenger RNA, 954 nt
Organism: Cheilinus undulatus (humphead wrasse)
Lineage: Eukaryota; Metazoa; Chordata; Actinopteri; Labriformes; Labridae
Gene: seraf
Product: von Willebrand factor D and EGF domains
Exons: 5
Coding region: 140-769 (209 amino acids)
Biological process (GO): anatomical structure development
Cellular component (GO): cell surface; extracellular region
Molecular function (GO): signaling receptor binding
Source: RefSeq, a predicted model, not a curated record
CCUCCGUGUCAAACAGCGGGGGCGACAUGAGCAGAUCUCCUCUCCUGUUCGGAGAUCUCAGCUGUGUCUACGUCCAUCCCACCGCCUGUGUUUCUGCUCAUUCCUCUCCCCAGUUGAGAGAUAAAUCCAAACACCAAACAUGGGUUUCAAGGGUCUCGGUUCAGCGGUCCUCUUUGCUUCCUUUACGGCUCUUCUUGGCGUCUGCUCCGCAGGUUCGGACGCGCCCCGGGGGGUCGCGAUCGGGUUCAUUUUUGACCCCAAAGCGACGUGCGACCCACCGUGCCAACAUGCAGGAAUUUGCAUCAGAAAUAACACUUGUUUCUGCUCUAGAGGAUACGAAGGGGAGACCUGCCAGUAUGCCAACUGUUAUCCCAAAUGCAAGAAUGGUGGAGUUUGUCUUCGCCCAGGAAAAUGCAGAUGUCCUCCCGGAUAUGGAGGAAGAUACUGUCACAAAGUGACUUGUGAUGGCGGAUGCUGGAACGGAGGUGAAUGCUCAGCAGUCAAUGGAGUAGCCAAGUGCAUCUGCCCCUCAAGCUGGAGCGGCUCAAAAUGCCAAGAAGCGAUCUGUCCUCAAGGCUGCAGGAACGGGGGACUCUGUGUGGCUCCAGGAAUCUGCAGCUGUCCGGAGGGAUGGCUGGGUGGCGCCUGCCAUACUGCUGUGUGCUCCAAGCCAUGUCUGAAUGGAGGGAAGUGCAUUGCUCCCAACAAAUGCCGCUGUCGCCCCCCUUUCUCUGGCCCUCACUGUGACGAGAGAAAAAAGUCCCACUAGUGUGACACUGUUGGGGUCAAAAGUCAAUGAGGAACAGUUACAAUGACGGUUUUAAACAUUUUUUACUGUAUAAUUUGUUAUGCUUUUUAAAAGAAACAAUGAACCAGGAUAAUGUUCUCAUCUGACUGUAUAAAAGUAUGUACUGUAUUUUUGACAUUAAUGAAUAAAACAGUGAAUGCUGUGCA